CAAAACCGUUACAUGAUGCUGUCUUCACCAAAGUGCUUUGAAAUUUUGGUCAACUCUGUCACAUACUACUAAUGAUGAACAAUAAUGGCGCUAUAGAAGGUUGUAGAAAUGGACUGAUGAAAUUCUGUUUAACCUUGAUGGACUCGUCGCAACCAGAAUUAAAACACAUUCCAUAUUCUCUUCUGUUGAAGGUAUUUACAAGUUUAGAGAGUGGUGACAAGAUGGCGUCCAUAACCAGAAGGUCAGCUGGUUUACCUAUUAUAGUGCAUGUUCUGAUGAUAGCAGCUAAAAAAUAUAAACAGAAUGUUCUAAUUGAUGACACGCUUGAUAAAUUGUAUGUCUUGGCAUCAGAGCCUAUUCCAUCUGAUUGGGAUCAGAGACAGGAUUUACCAGCCGUUCAUGCCUUGAAUAUACUGAAAGCUGUGUUCAGUGAUAGUACUCUAUCAUCCAGUCUCAUGCCAUUAUAUAGUAAAAUGAUAAUACUGGUUGUCGAGAGCUUUGAAUCACCGUCCUGGGCUAUUAGAAAUGCCUCCUCACAGUUGUUUAGUACACUGAUACUUAGAAUGUUUGGUCCUAAAGGCAGUGGGAGUUGUCUGACCGUGGUAGAGUUAUCUGCCCAUUAUCCUGAUUUACCAGCCUUCCUGUUAAAGAAGUUAGAUGAUUGUGUUGUAAGACUGGAUGAUAUACUCCACCCUACCUUAUAUCUAGUGUUGACAAUAUUAUCCAGUCUCUCACCUUCACCUGAAGAUAAUAGUCUACAAGAAGAAUUCAGGAAGAGGGUAUCUUGUCUACUGUGUAAUCCCAUCUAUUCACUACGAGAGUUAUCUGCUUUUUCAAUGGUGGCGUUGAUAUCUAUAGACAAGACUGAUGAUUGGAUAAAUGAACUCAUUGAAAGAAUACCAACAUCCAUUGAAGAACUCUCAAAUCAUAACCAGUUACAUGGACAUCUUAUUUUGAUUGAAAAACUACUCUGCAACAGAAAUUUAAAGAAAGAAUCAUCCAAUCAGAUUAUUAAGAAAAUGUUGUCUCGAUCCUGGCUGAUGUCAUCAUUUGUAGCAUGUCGUCUGCUGAGUUUAAAAUUCUGUCAUAUAGUCAGCCAUCUUGUUUCGAUGUACCCCUGUGAUACAACAGAUAAAGAUAUUUUACAUGGUUUAUUAAAAACAGCUUCUGAUAAACAACAACCAGAAACUUUAACAAUAGGUAAAGGUUUAUAUGAAUCAUCUGUAGUAGACGUGGGUGUGGCCUUAUAUAGAGAUGAUACAACCGAUCUACUUUCAUUUUAUUCACAGUGUCUUACUACAGGAAGUCAUGAUAUUAGAUCAUCAAGUCUUAAACAACUCCAGUUAGAUUUAACUAAUAAUUUACAAUUAGACUGGAUGACCAUAGAGACAUGUUUGUGGAAACUACUCAGUAAAGAAACAAAUCAUCUGAACAUGAAGAUGAUUCUAAUUUUACUCUGUGAUAUCGGAUUGAAGAAUAAAUCAUGUGUUGGUAUUGAUGUUACGGUUCUAAGAUCUUUAUAUAACCAUGAUAGAAGUUUAUUACAUCAUCUGUUACCUGUAGAAGGUAGACUAAUAUCUUGUUUAUUAAAUACAUCACCUGAAACAAUAAACAGUAAGGAGAUCUGUGAUUGGUGUCGUCAUGUAGAAAAUUCAAGUAAUCGUGAUGAAAAUGAAGAUAUACGAUUGGCUGCUACUAAAUGUUUAUUAUUGGCUGGUGAUGUGAUAUUAAAUAUGGCCGCAGCAAAGAAAGAAAAAUCCUACGAUAAUUGUGUUGUAAGUUUAUUGGAGGCAUGUUUACAGUUGAUUGAUGAAGAAGAUGUUGAUGUCAGAAAAAUGGCCACUUCAUUUAUAUCUCAAAUUUGUUCACAAAAAACUAAGGGCCAUCAUAUAAAUAGUAAUUAUUGUAUACAGCUAUUAUUAGAAUAUAUCUGUGAUAAUUUCUAUUGGUCGGAAGCUGUGUAUAAAUAUCUGACCAAGAAACUGUAUCAAUAUGGUUUGUUACGUAAAUCUCUUCUUUCCACACAAGAUCAACGCAAUCAAGUUUUAUUCGAACAUGAUGAAGAUUCUAUUUUUGCUGAAAGAAUUUUACGAUGCCUUGAUUAUCAUAAAACUUUAGAGAUGAUGGGAAAGAGAAAGUAUGAAAGUGAGAAGGGGUGUGUUAAAUUUACUGUAGACGAUAUAAAUAAUAUCAACAAAGAAAUCACAGAAAAUCUUCCUGACUUACUCAAUAGUAUAAAAGACAGCUGUGUUAUAUCCUCAACUAGUGUUACGAGUGUCAUGUCGUCACUGACAGGUCUCAUUCUGUUGAGUGACAUUAUAGGUCAACAAAUGCUAAACUCUCCUACAGGAACUGAAGAAACCAUAAAACAUCUGAAAUAUUCCAUCCAGUCAUUAUUUAAGUCAAGUCAUCUUCAUCCAUGGUUUAAACAUUUACAAGAUACAGUUGAAGAUGUUAUAGACACCUGAAGAUGUCAUAGACAUUGAUAUUUAUAGACUAGAUUGACAAGUACCGGUGUCUUUCAAUGAACUACAGAAUCUUGUGUUUUGCUGCACUGACCUUACCAAUACUGCAUCGAGUUUGCUGUAGCAGUCUACUGCAUUGAGGGGGGGGGGUAGAUGGCCGAAUGGUUAGCGCGUGCGUUGUAUCAUAAGGUCUGUCAUUGAGUCAACUGGCAUGGUUUCGAUUCCUCGGGUGAACGUGACAAGGAGUAGGAUCGCCUGUCGUGGGUUUUCUCCGGAUCUUCUGAUUUCCUCCCACUGCUAAAGACCACCUACGCGCAAGCGAAUUAUUGAAAUAAAAUUGAACUAUAUGUUAGUCCCGAAAUGACUCAGUUUGUGUCAAGUCCCCAGCUCUCUCUCUCUCUCAUUUCAUUGCCAUAUAUGAAAUAAACAGAUAUUUAUAAAA
Messenger RNA from Patella vulgata (common limpet), 2907 nucleotides. RefSeq names its product thyroid adenoma-associated protein homolog. Bases 72 to 2468 code for a protein of 798 amino acids. The record is from RefSeq and is a predicted model, not a curated record. NCBI's taxonomy places the organism in Eukaryota, Metazoa, Mollusca, Gastropoda, Patellidae. The transcript is spliced from 16 exons. Gene Ontology annotation, biological process: tRNA methylation. Gene Ontology annotation, cellular component: cytosol.